Molecule: messenger RNA, 587 nt
Organism: Molossus molossus (Pallas's mastiff bat)
Lineage: Eukaryota; Metazoa; Chordata; Mammalia; Chiroptera; Molossidae
Gene: CRABP1
Product: cellular retinoic acid binding protein 1
Exons: 4
Coding region: 13-426 (137 amino acids)
Biological process (GO): fatty acid transport
Cellular component (GO): nucleus; cytosol
Molecular function (GO): fatty acid binding
Source: RefSeq, a predicted model, not a curated record
GCCGCCGCCAACAUGCCCAACUUCGCCGGCACCUGGAAGAUGCGCAGCAGCGAGAACUUCGACGAGCUCCUCAAGGCCCUGGGUGUGAACGCCAUGCUGCGGAAGGUGGCCGUGGCCGCCGCGUCCAAGCCGCACGUGGAGAUCCGCCAGGACGGGGACCAGUUCUACAUCAAGACGUCCACCACCGUGCGCACCACCGAGAUCAACUUCAAGGUCGGAGAAGGCUUUGAGGAGGAGACCGUGGACGGACGCAAGUGCCGGAGUUUAGCCACGUGGGAGAAUGAGAACAAGAUCCGCUGCACGCAGACCCUGCUGGAGGGUGACGGCCCCAAAACCUACUGGACACGCGAGCUGGCGAACGGCGAGCUCAUCCUGACGUUUGGCGCCGAUGACGUGGUCUGCACGAGGAUUUAUGUUCGGGAGUGAGGGCGGCCGACUCGCCCCAGCUUUGGCGGUGCGAUGCAUGUCCCCCCACCCCGAGGAGUGUCCUAGGUCGGAGCUGCUGGUGCACGGCCCCUUCCCCGCUAACGUUAGUGACCCCGUUUCCCUGUGCCCGUGGCGUAGUGGUUCCCCGAGGCCUUUGUGCC